Molecule: messenger RNA, 729 nt
Organism: Erigeron canadensis
Lineage: Eukaryota; Viridiplantae; Streptophyta; Magnoliopsida; Asterales; Asteraceae
Product: acyltransferase Pun1-like
Exons: 1
Coding region: 1-729 (242 amino acids)
Source: RefSeq, a predicted model, not a curated record
AUGAAGUUACAUGGAUUUUCAGUUGAAAGAUCUGAGGAUUGUGUCGUUAGGAGUUUCGUAUUUCCAAAUUUAAACAUAAACCGCCUCAAACUCAAAGUCAAAGCUAUGACAACUGCCUCAAACCUUACUCGUAUAGAGGUUUUGAGUUGGCUACUUUUUACGUGCGCGGUGGCAGCAGCUACCGAAAACAAUUCAGGGUUAUCUACUUUCAAACCGACUGGUGUUCACAUUCCAAUUAACAUAAGAAGCAAAAUGAUCAAGCCAUUGCCCGAAAAGGCCAUAGGUAACUUUUCAUUGAUAAUGAAGAUUCAAACAAAUAAUGAAAACGACAUGAAGCCAGAGUCAAUCAUCAGUGAGAUCCGGAACCAAAAGAAGCAAUUCCAAAAUUUGAAAAACAUUGAAACUGCUUUUGGUCUUGAUUCUAAUAACAUGUAUUCUAAAACGGUUAUAGAAGAGUUCCAAAGAAAGGUUGAAGGCUGUUGUUAUAUAUGUACAAGCAUGUGUGGGUAUCCUACAUAUGGCAUUGAUUUCGGGUGGGGGAAGGCGUUGAAAGCAACCAUUGCCGGAAAUUGUGGAAAGAAUAGCUUUAUUCUAAUGGAUACUCCGAAUGGGGAUGGUAUUGAAGUGCUUGCCUGUUUGGGAAAGCAAGACAUGAGCAUCUUUCAAACCAACCCUGAUCUGCUUGCCUGUUGUGCCAUUCAUCACCAAAGUCGGUUAGUAAACUUUUGA